AUGAAAUCCACCACCAGCCGCAAGGGACAGACGUCCAUCACUCACUUGAUGAACUUUUCACUUCCACCUCGCCCACAAUACCAAGCACCUCCUCGCAACAUCCGACGGUAUACAUCCUGGGGAGCGGGUGCAGUAGACAAAUCGCGUUAUGUUCAUGCGAAUUACCGGUUUAUUGUGAUGCCAAAUCAAAAUUUCCAUGCUCAGGCAGCCAAUGCGGAUGUCCAUCUCGAUUGGGCCUCGGUCCUUCAAGUACUGGUAUCUGCUCAGACACAGGCUGCCAGUUGUCCCAUUUGUCUUUCUACUCCGGUGGCACCGCGGAUGGCACGGUGUGGUCACAUCUUCUGCCUCCCAUGUCUUAUCCGAUACAUGCACUCAUCCGAUGACGAUAACACGGUCCCUGAAAAACGGCACCGUUGGAAGAAAUGUCCUAUCUGCUGGGACUCGGUGUAUAUCUCCGAGACUCGACCUGUGAGGUGGUUCCGUGGCCAAGAAGGCGAUCUUCCCGUCGAAGGCGGUGAUGUUGUAUUGAGACUUGUAAAGCGAGAGUCGGGCAGCACCCUUGCUCUGCCUCGUGAUGGAUCUGAGACACUUAGUCCAGGCGAGGAUGUUCCGUGGUAUCAUGUGGCGGAAGUUGCCGACUAUGCUAGAAUCAUGAAAGGUGGUGAAGAAUAUAUGGCCGCUCAGUAUGAUGCCGAGAUCGAAGACCUCCGCAGACAGGAAGUUGAAGACGAGCUUCUCUUUGGCGACGAGAAUACUUGGACCAGAAAAGCAAUUGUUUCUAUCAUGGAUGCCAAGGAGAAGCUGAGAGGCAUUGGCAAUCCGCCUGAUGUCCGGCCAGUUAAGGAACGCAAUAUUGCACCUACGCCUGCCAAUGGCUCUUCUGCAGACUCUACUGCGACGCCCGCUACAUCAGCUGAAGCGGAUCAUAUCUCUGAAACCUUAGACGGAGUCCACCUUGAUUCCAAACCCAGUGCCAAAGCUAAAGAGAAAGGCCGCAGCACGCAAGCACCAGCGUCUUCCGGGCCAGAUCAACCGUAUCAUUUUUAUCAGGCAUUGCCUCAGUUCUACCUCUCGUCUUUGGAUAUUCGCAUCCUCAAAGCUGCAUUUGGAGAAUAUUCUUUGUUCCCUGCAACCAUCCUACCACGAGUGGAGCACAUAUCAACAGGCCACAUCGUGGAUGAUGAGCUUCGCAAGCGAGUGAAGUACCUCGGGCAUCUUCCGCAGGGAUGUGAGGUUAGCUUCCUGGAGUGCGACUGGAGGGACGUGGUUGUCCCCGAGGUUUUGGGACGUUUCCGCGCAGAGACUGAUAGGCGACGAAAGCGUAACCGAGAAAAAGAAGCCCGAGAAGAAAAGGAUCGCAUUCGCGCGGAGAAGGAAGAGGACGACAAACGGUGGGCUGCCGCUCGGCGCAAGCGGCCAAGCAUUGGAAGUGCCAGCGUCAGUGAAGCUCCAUUCUCUGCUCAUGACUUCCAACCACUUCCUCACAAUGCGGAUUCUACAUUAUUCAACGCCACCGCCUCCUCGGCCUCUCCUCCACGCUCGUCUGGAUUCGGGGCACUGGCUUCUCCUUCUACCAGUCCCCCGGGUAUCCGCACUGUUUGGGGCACAACGGCAGUGGGCUCACUGUCACCAAGCCUUGAGGCUCAACGGGCUAUACAUAGUGACGGGUGGCGACAGGGCUGGGAGGAUGAGCUCUUCGCCCAGCAGGAAUCUGAUCUGCUCGCUCAGACGGCAUCUGGAGACCAGAAUCUAAGUUCUGGACCAUCUUCUAGUGGGGGUAAGAAAAAGAAGAAGAACAAAACCAAGAUCACAUUGAUGGCCACUAGCAGCCAGAGAGGGGCAUAG
Messenger RNA from Penicillium concentricum, 1845 nucleotides. RefSeq names its product RING-type E3 ubiquitin transferase MAG2. The transcript has a single exon. Gene Ontology annotation, biological process: positive regulation of transcription by RNA polymerase II. Gene Ontology annotation, molecular function: metal ion binding; transcription cis-regulatory region binding. NCBI's taxonomy places the organism in Eukaryota, Fungi, Ascomycota, Eurotiomycetes, Eurotiales, Aspergillaceae. Bases 1 to 1845 code for a protein of 614 amino acids. The record is from RefSeq and is a predicted model, not a curated record.